Molecule: messenger RNA, 1422 nt
Organism: Rotaria sordida
Lineage: Eukaryota; Metazoa; Rotifera; Eurotatoria; Philodinida; Philodinidae
Source: the annotation of a GenBank genome assembly
AUGAAAUCAAUCAUUCGUCAACAUCACUUUUAUAUUGAUCAUUAUGAUAUAUCUUCGACAGGAAUAUCUUUAAAUGAAUUUCGUCAACGACGUCAUUCACUUGUUAAUCUUAUUCGAAAUUAUAUAAAAACUGAACAAAAACAAUCAUCAAAAAAUUUUACAAUUUGUCUUCCAUCAUCAUCACGUUUAUAUAUGGGUCCUGAUGUUGCGUAUUUUCCAUUUAAACAACAAUCAGAUUUUUAUUAUUUAACUGGUUGUAUGCAACCCGAUGCUGUAUUAUUAAUUAAUGGUAAUGAUCAAACAUUUUCUACUAAUCUUUUUUUAUCUCGAUGUACAAUGCAUUCAACUGAUGAAUAUGAACGAUGGUUUGGACCAAUAAUAACUGAUGGAGAACAAAUCUCUGAUAUAUUUGGAAUUGAUAGAGUUUAUCCAAUUGAUCAAUUAAUAACAUUAGAACUUCCAUUAUCCUCGAUUUUAUUUUAUAAUUCACAAUUUAUUAAUGAUGAAAGUAUACAUAAAAAGAAUUUAAUACCUCUUUUAAAAAGAUUUUCAUCAUCAAUUGUUUGUAAUCAAUUAACUAAAUUUCUUCAUUCAUUACGAUCAAUAAAAUCAUUUGCUGAACAAACUCUUAUACGUCGAGUAUGUCAAUUAACAUCAAUAGCAUUAAUAAGAACAAUAAAAAAUUGUAAAAAAGAUAUUGAAAAUGAACAUUUAGUUAAAGCUCAAUUUCAAUAUGAAUGUGAAAAACUUGGCGAUAUUUCAAUGGCAUUUCAUCCAGUUGUUGCUGCUAAUGGACGAGGAAAUGUUAUUCAUUAUCAAAAGAAUAAUCAAUCAAUAAAUAAAGAUGAUUUAAUUAUGUUAGAUGGAGGUUGUUUAUUUAAACAAUAUUCUAGUGAUAUGACACGUCUAUGGCCUAUAAAUGGUCGAUUUUCAUCUCCACAACAACAACUUUAUGACAUAUUAUUAACUGUACAAAAAGAUUUAAUUCGAUAUUUAAAUUCUACUGAUAAAAUAAUUUCAAGAGAAAAACUAAAUACUUUAGCUGAUCAAUAUAUGAUAAAAUAUUUAUGUGAAGAAAAUAUUCUUUCACAAACAAUCGAUAAACACUAUGCUAAAAAUGUUAUGCAUAUCUUAUGUCCAACAGGUGUUAGUCAUCAUCUUGGUCUUGAUGUACACGAUUGUGAUUUAUGCACAGCUGAUCAACAACUUCGAUCUGGUAAUAUAAUAACCAUUGAACCUGGUCUCUAUAUUCCUUGGAGUUGUAAAGAUGUUCCAUCAAUAUAUCGUGGUUUUGCAGCACGAUUAGAAGAUGACGUUUUAUUAACGGAACAAGGUUGUGAAGUUUUGUCGAAUAUGUGUCCGAAAGAAAUUGAUGAUUUAUAUCAAAUACUUGACGAUAGAGAUAAAUCCGAUAUGCAGUGA